Drosophila arizonae is the source of this 882-nucleotide messenger RNA. RefSeq names its product thioredoxin domain-containing protein 5 homolog. Gene Ontology annotation, cellular component: endoplasmic reticulum. NCBI's taxonomy places the organism in Eukaryota, Metazoa, Arthropoda, Insecta, Diptera, Drosophilidae. Gene Ontology annotation, molecular function: protein disulfide isomerase activity. Gene Ontology annotation, biological process: protein folding. The record is from RefSeq and is a predicted model, not a curated record.
AUGUUAGGUAAAACCGGCCUGUGCUUCAUUACGUUUCUCAUCUUGGCAUCCCUGGUCGUGCAAGCAAAAUUUCAAAAGAGGCAAUGGCUGAUUCCACUGAAUCCUAACAGUUUCAAGAGCUCCUCAGAUAAUCAGACUUUCCUGGUUGAGUUCUAUGUGCCCAAUUGCAAAAGCUGUGCUUCUUUGAGAUUAGAAUUGAAUUACUUUCUCACCAUCCUGGAGGCCGGAUCGAAUACGAAUAUCACAGUUGGAACCCUUGACUGCAUCAAGCAUGGGAACUUUUGCCAUGAGCUGAAUGUUACUGAUUAUCCAACUGUGGGCAUAUUCCAAAAGAGGGGAGAGCAGCACAGAUUCAUCGACGGAUCACUAAAUCUGCAAACGUUGCAGCAGUCCUUGGGGCUCCACAAUAGUGGCGGAGAAUUCGUGGGCCGUGGCUCCAACGAUGCUUUACGGUGUGUGCCAGGCAAUGUUUACCACUUGACUCCUGGAACCUUUACGCAGACCGUAGCAUCUGGAGUGUUUUUCAUCAAAUUUUAUUCACCCAAAUGCUUCUACUGCAUCCAACUGGCACCCAAGUGGAUAGCGCUGGCUAAAGCGAUGAAAGGAAAUAACAUAUGCGUGGCUGAGUUCGAUUGCCUGGCCUCAGCGGCAGUUUGCAGGAGUUUCAAUGUCACGCAAGUGCCGCACAUUGCUUGGCUCCGGAAUGGCGAGAAGGUGGAGGAAUAUACUGGACCGCGAGAUCUUCAGUACUUGGAAGAAUUUGCCGAAAUCAUGAUUGGGGAGAAGUACCAUGACGAUGACAGCAAUCUCUCAAUAAUCACCAUUAAAAAGGCGAACGACUUGUCUCUUAUGUUAGCCUUUAUGAUUUAUAUAUUUCGGUAA